ACCGCGCUGUGCAGGUGGAUGCUUGGGUCGGAGGUGUCUCCAGAAUCACAAUGUUUGCAUACUUCCCCCUGGUUUCUGUCCUUGUUAGUCUCGUGUCUUCCCAGAUUCAUCCCCGAGACUUGGGAAAUGUCCGUGAUUUUGGUCCGCACUCAGAUGAUGUCAUUGACGUUGUGCCUCAUCACUCCACUGUAGGUGGAUAUGGCGAGUUUAUCAAAGACCCCGUCGAUGUCCAUGGAGGCGAUCCCAUCCACGACAUUGUCCACGACCCGCAGUCGAACAGCGUUGUGAAAGAUGUUGUUCCCGAUUCCGGCCACAGUGGUAUAGUAGAUUUUGUACCAGGUCCGGCAUCUGAUGAUGUUGUUUAUGACGUCGUACCUGGGUCUGGCCCUACUUCAGAUGCUGUUCACGACGUUGUUCCACAUCCCGACGACGUUGUUCGUGACAUUAUACCUGAAUCCGGAUCUGAUGCCAUCGUUCACGACGUAAUACCCAGCCCGAGUGUCGUCCAUGAUGUAAUCCCUGAAGCAUUUUCGAAAGACGUAGUGCAUGACGUCGUUCCAAGCUCAAACACCAUCGUCCACGACGUUGUACCAAGCUCAACAUUCCCACAGGAACCCGCAGCUUCUGAUAUUGUAAAGGACAUUAUCCCGAGCACAGCUACCAUUGAACCCGACUUCCCUGAUAUGCCGCAUCCAGAUUUCCCCAAUGCAUUCCCUGCACCCUCUCACGCCCCGACAACGUCGCCAAGCCUAAAGAACGCUGCUAUUGCUGCCCCUGUUGUCAAUCCUAAUGUCCUCAAGUGCGGCCUCAAACCAGAACCAUAUACUCUCUUUCAAUUCUCCCACUUGUCUUACAACUACCCAAAAGGUGACAUCACCUUCGAACUUGAACAGCGACCCAAGAUCAGAGCCGCCAUUUUUGAUUUAGGGACUGGGGGUCGAUUCAAGGGUAAAUACAACCUCAAGCCGAGCAUGGCCAUAAAUGGACAAAGAUUUAGACGCCAAGCUACCUACUCUGAUGGAUGCCAAGGUCAGUCACUGACCUUGAGACGCUUCUACUCCUACAGCAACUACUGCUGGGUCAUCAACCCUGUGUACCAAGACGUCAGCUUCCACAACUGCGGCCAUGGGUGUUUAGCCAAAGCUAGCUAUGGUACAGUUAGUCGUUGUGAGGCCAGCUACAAACAGACAGGGGUGUGGGCCUACUGCGCUGGAUUGGCCUACGGGGAAAGGAUCACCAAGGUUACCAUGCCCAUGCCAACUAGCUGCACGUGCAAGACGUAUCAGUGCUCGUAAAGGCAGCAACGUGAAGGAAUAUGCUAUUUUCUUAAUUCUUUUCUAAUUUUAUA
Messenger RNA from Haliotis rufescens (red abalone), 1348 nucleotides. RefSeq lists its product as uncharacterized. Bases 51 to 1295 code for a protein of 414 amino acids. The transcript has 5 exons. The record is from RefSeq and is a predicted model, not a curated record. Lineage: Eukaryota; Metazoa; Mollusca; Gastropoda; Lepetellida; Haliotidae.